AUGUCAUACGCCAUAUUGUACGCGGGGUUGUCGGCCAGAAUGGGACGAACAUUGCGCCUACGAGAUGAAGAUACAAAAAUGGCACAAGAUCGAGCUCUUGAGGCAAGCCCCACCGCUUCAGCCGACAUACAAAAACGAAAUCCCACGUCUGCCAACCCAAUGCACGGCAGGACAGGUUCUCAACGGGCGGACGUGGCUGCGGCUUCGGGAGCACCCCACCCCGCCUUUGCUUCCAAACGGCAUACGGGGACUGGCUGGCUGCGAAGGCAGAAGUUUGAAGGUAUUUUCUGGGGAUCCCCUUCGAAGGCGUUGUGCUACCCAUCCAAAAUGGCAGAGCGCGGCGGUUUCGGUCGUGGAUUUGGACGUGGCGGCUCUCGUGGCCGUGGCAGGGGACGCGGCAGGGGCAGAGGCCGUGGCACUGCUGAAGAUGAUCUCAAGGACUGGGUGCCGAUCACCAAGCUCGGACGUCUCGUGCGUGCGGGGAAAAUAGCUUCUAUUGAGGAAGUGUACCUGCAUUCUCUUCCUGUCAAGGAGUUUCAAAUCAUUGAUCACUUCUUCCUGCCGGAGGCAGCUUCUCGCCCCCUGAAGGACGAGGUGAUGAAAAUCAUGCCCGUCCAGAAGCAGACACGCGCUGGUCAGAGAACCCGUUUCAAGGCAUUUGUUGCCAUAGGCGAUAGUGAUGGGCAUUGCGGUCUUGGCGUGAAGUGUGCAAAAGAAGUUGCUAGCGCUAUUCGGGGUGCCAUUAUCGCUGCGAAGCUCAGUCUCAUUCCUGUCAGGCGCGGAUAUUGGGGGAACAAGAUCGGCGACCCGCAUACGGUGCCCAUGAAGGUGUCAGGAAAGUGUGGUUCUGUCCGCGUCCGGCUGAUUCCGGCCCCCCGUGGCACACAUAUUGUCGGUGCUCCUACGACAAAGAAAAUUCUCUCAUUCGCUGGCAUUAAGGAUUGCUUCUCGGCUUCUACUGGCUCAACGAAGACUAGGGGAAACUUUAUGAAGGCUCUGUUUGAUGCUCUGAGACAGACGUAUGGGUACUUGACCCCUGACCUGUGGAAACCGAGGCUGUACACGAAGUCGCCUUUCCAGGAGUGGUCUGAUUUCCUUUCUGGGACCAAGGAUCCCAUCGUAACUCGUGUAUGA
Cyclospora cayetanensis is the source of this 1134-nucleotide messenger RNA. RefSeq names its product 40S ribosomal protein S2. Gene Ontology annotation, biological process: translation. Gene Ontology annotation, molecular function: structural constituent of ribosome; RNA binding. The transcript is spliced from 7 exons. The record is from RefSeq and is a predicted model, not a curated record. Bases 1 to 1134 code for a protein of 377 amino acids. Lineage: Eukaryota; Apicomplexa; Conoidasida; Eucoccidiorida; Eimeriidae. Gene Ontology annotation, cellular component: ribosome; cytosolic small ribosomal subunit.